Molecule: messenger RNA, 2364 nt
Organism: Nematostella vectensis (starlet sea anemone)
Lineage: Eukaryota; Metazoa; Cnidaria; Anthozoa; Actiniaria; Edwardsiidae
Product: protein fem-1 homolog B
Exons: 1
Coding region: 273-2165 (630 amino acids)
Molecular function (GO): protein binding
Source: RefSeq, a predicted model, not a curated record
GUACAUUUUGACAGGGCCGCCCCAGGCUUUUCUGAAAACCAAAAUGGCGGCUUGGAAAUCAUUUGGCUCGUAGACUAAUUGUAUUUUAGGAAACUGUUUUCUACUUAUUGCUUCCUGCCGAUUCCACUUAACUUUGCUAUAGUUAAAAGGAUUCAUUCACGGAUGUUUCUUGUUUAUGUUUAUUUGAAUAUUGCUUAUUAUGAAUCAGGAAAUUUGAGUGGUUUCCAGCUUACUUCUUCUCGGUCGAACUUUGAACAGGAUCUAAAAGAAGAAUGUCUGAAGAAGAAGACGAAUUAAGCCGUAAUUUUUAUCUAUACGCCCGUGAUGGAAACUCGAGUAAACUCAAGGAGAUAUUAAAACGCACAACUCCAGAAAAAAGAGGCCAGUUACUUGAACGCAAAGUGAAAGAUCAAGACCAGCAAACCACCCCAUUGAUAAUCGCAGCAAGAAACGGCCAUUGCAAAACGGUCGAAGUGCUACUAGAAUACAAUGCCGACCUAGAGGCUGUUGGGGUAGUCAAAGUUGACGACCAGGUUAUUGAAGGAAGUUCCCCUCUUUGGGCAGCAGCUGCUACUGGCAGAUUCGAAGUAGUGAAAUUAUUACUGAAACAUGGCGCAUGUGUCGACAGUACAACCAAGACUAACUCUACCCCUUUACGUGCGGCUGCUUAUGAUGGUCGUAUGGAUAUUGUCAGUUUCCUGGUGGAUAACGGAGCACAGGUGAAUGUUUGUAACAACUUUGAGAAUACACCGUUGAUGGUGGCCUGUUAUAACGGCCAUAGAGAUGUUGUGAUGUACUUGGUGAAGAAAGGCGCGAGUAUGGACAUGCAAGAUAAGCAAGGUAACUCUGUGCUGCAUUACGGCGUGGAGCGUGGCCAUUUGGAAAUCGUCAAGGAGCUUGUUAGGCAGGGGGCAAAGCAUUUACCCAAUAAACUUGGUCUCACCCCCCUAUUAUUAGCUAGUAACGACUGCAAAACAGAGAUGGUAGAGUACUUUAUCAGUGAAGAAGACUGCCCGCAAAUUGAUCGCAUAGAUGCUCUGGAGCUUCUUGGUGCGACUAUUGCUAACGAGCCUGAUGUCUAUGACACUAAUUUAGCUUUUGAAUUUAUAACUCGAGGGAUGACCGAGAGAUUUCAAGGAGAUAAGUGUAUUUACAAGAAGAAACUCUUGCCUCCCAUAGAGGCUUAUCAGAAUAGAGUUGAAUGCCAAACUAUUAAUGAAUUACAAGAAAUUAAACACAAUCCUCAUGCGAUUCACAUGGAAGGAUUAUUGAUCAGAGAGCGUAUACUUGGUUCCCAUAAUACCGAGCUUCGGUUUCCUAUCCGCUACCGGGGUGCAGUUUUUGCAGACUCUGCUAAUUUUGAGCUGUGUAUUUCCCUAUGGAAGCAUGCAAUGGACAUAGGACAAAAGAAUGACCAGGUUAUAAUUGAUGACUUGAAAAUCUUUGGAGAUUUCUUUUGUCAUAUGAUUCAGAGAAGCACAGAGCCAACUUUCCGGAAUGUUUUAGAUGUCUUUGAUCAUGCCGUGACAGAAUUUGAAAAGCUUACCAACAAAGCUAAACUUGCAUGUGAAAAAUCCCUCAAUGGAAUACAAGAUGACAUAGACAGCGUGGUUCACAGAACUCUUUAUUUUCUCACGAUUUUUACCAAGCUAAAACUUUCGGAGAUUGAAGAAGGGAGCUUGCAAACAUCCCUAUUUAAAUAUUUGUGUCUUAACCCUAGAACAGCUGAAGGUCUAUCCCUGCUCCACCUUGCAGUCUCAAAUAGGACACCGACAGAUGAACAUUACACCAAAGACAUCUGUAGAUACCCUUGUUUAUUGACCACUAAUUUACUCUUGAAGAACAGGGUUCAUGUUAACACAAUUGACAAACUUGGAAACACGCCCCUUCAUGUUGCUGUGGCUACAAAACCAAAACUUGGAUUCUUAACCACCACCAAAAAUGUCAUUAAAGCUCUGUUAGCAGCGGGUAGUCAUGAAGACCUUUCUAACAAAGAUGGUAAAACAGCAAUGGAUAUUGCAGCCUCGGAAGAGUUGAAAAAAGUUCUGCUUUCCGGACAAAAGAUAAGUUUAAAGUGUAUUUCUGCACGAGCUGUUGCUAGGUAUAAGCUGAAUUACGUCGGUCUUGUGCCUAAAACAAUUGAGGCAUUUAUCAAGACUCAUUAGACAAAAAUUGGACAAUGUUAUUCUUUUAAAUUCUUUUAAAUCACUUGGUAUAUCACAAGUUCAGAACAAGAAGAGAUUCAGAUUACAGAUUGAAUUUUAAUGGAAAAUAGCUGUCAAGAUCAGCACAGUUUGCUUACCAAUUUAUAUCCUGUCAAAUUAAAGUGCCUAAUAAAUGUUUUUAAAGAAAAUUUGAUACAAA